CGAAAAGCGAAGGGGCAUUUGCAGCACCUGUCUUGUGUCUACCUCCACCCCACCCUUCUUGUCAUUAUUUUUGUGUAUAAAUAUAUAUCCAUUUUCAACCAACAACACAUCACAAACCAAACAACUACUAACACAUACACUACUCUCUCUCUCUCUCUUAUUGUAUGGCCGCCAAUUCCAGUAGCCGAGGGAUCACCGCCUUAGGGAAGCGAGUCGCCAACCGGAUCUGGACUUCCAACGCACCUCCUCUCACUUCAAGGAGGGGAGCAUACAGUAGCGGCUCAGUGUACGACAAGAACCCUGAUGAUGAGAUCCAGUCUGGGCAGGUCCCAGACGAUGUGAUCCAGGCGGCAACACAAUCCGGCAAAUACUGGGCCCCACAUCCACAGACUGGGGUAUUUGGGCCCCCCGGAGGAGGUGACCAAACUGCUUCUGCCAUUCACUCUGAUGCGCUGGAGGAGAAGGCCUGGUUUCGCCCCACCAGUCUCGAGGAUUUCGAGAAGCCUCACACCCUUCCUUAACAACCAUUGGAGGACAUCAUAUUAUAAUACUAAAUUAAAUAAACACUGUGUCAGCCUCUCAGGUGUGUCCUUGGUUUCCUUCCUCCAACUAGCUGUUUAAUUACUCCUCAGCUUCAAACUGCACUGCAUGCUCCGCUGUACCGGAGCAUACCAGUAACAUGAACUACCUUAUGCAUCAUGUAUUUCUCUUUUCAUGCAACUUUAAUGUUAGACUUAUUAUUAUUAUCAUGCUUAUUGCUACUA
This is a messenger RNA of Glycine soja, 764 nucleotides long. Its product is annotated as late embryogenesis abundant protein At5g17165-like. The transcript has 2 exons. The record is from RefSeq and is a predicted model, not a curated record. Lineage: Eukaryota; Viridiplantae; Streptophyta; Magnoliopsida; Fabales; Fabaceae. Bases 165 to 521 code for a protein of 118 amino acids.